AUGUCAUUACAAUCAUCAAAUUUAAAAGUUGAUUAUAUCCCAUUAAAUGAAAUAAGAAGGCCAAUUCCUCCGGUUUUAGAUCAUCAAAAGAUAGAUGCGAUGGUAUCAACCCUUCAAGGCACUCCUAUGGCCUCCGCAACUUGUAAUAUUGAAGACAUGGAUGCAGGAGAAUUGCCUCCUGUAGAUGUUUUUAAAGUUAGAGAAGAAGGUAAAUCGUACUAUUUUGCAUUUGGUGGUUGUCAUAGGUUUCAAGCAUACGAUAGGAUAGGAUCAGAAGGAAACAAAGAAACGUUAGUGAAAUGCAAAAUACUUCCUGCUACAAGGCGAACAUUAAAGUUAUAUUUAGGUGCUUCGGUUGAUGAAAUGUUUAAAGACAUCGACGAAGAGAAAUAA
Molecule: messenger RNA, 393 nt
Organism: Debaryomyces hansenii CBS767
Lineage: Eukaryota; Fungi; Ascomycota; Pichiomycetes; Serinales; Debaryomycetaceae
Product: sulfiredoxin
Exons: 1
Coding region: 1-393 (130 amino acids)
Biological process (GO): cellular response to oxidative stress
Cellular component (GO): cytoplasm
Molecular function (GO): sulfiredoxin activity
Source: RefSeq, a predicted model, not a curated record